This is a messenger RNA of Mesorhabditis spiculigera, 1824 nucleotides long. Lineage: Eukaryota; Metazoa; Nematoda; Chromadorea; Rhabditida; Rhabditidae. The record is from the annotation of a GenBank genome assembly.
AUGCGCCCGCGGGAGCUCGCCCUCCUCGCUACAAUAAUACAGGUAUCCUUGGGCCAAGCGUUGGUCCCAAAUCACGUAUCGCUGAACGAGAAGCGGAAGCACAUCGAUGUCGAUACGGCUUGGCUUGAUAAAAAGCAGCAGGAGGUGCAGAGGGUUUCUCUCGAUGCCUCGAACAAGGAGAAAGUAAUCCUGCAGCUUCUCAACAAUAAUAAGGACUUAUCGGCGUCGGCUUCGGGAAACGUGGCCGCUGCCGAGACUUCCGACGGACAUCGUGCUCAGGUUCAAAAGAUUGGCGACAAGGGAGGGAUCGCCACAGCGGAUGGGCAUAAGGCCCAACUACGCCAAAAAGAUGACGACGAGGGGAAGCACGCGCUUCUGAAGGCCGACGGAAAAUACGAGUUGGACACGAUUGCAAAGGGGGAUCUGAAGACCGUUCAGGGCACCGAAUUCGAGGCGCGGAACGAUCGGUUCAACUUUAAAGUCGACCCCGCGCACCAUGACAAUCAUACGGGGGAUGGUACUGUGGCGUUUAAGGAUUUGGAAAAAGGAAAACAAGGCACCUACGCCUACACGAUCGCACAAAAUGGCAAGAAAACUGACGCGACGCUAUCGGCGGGUGACGUCGGACCGGUCGGAGAGUUUGCACAGAGUCUCUUUGGCAGAAGAAGCGAAAAGUAUCACUGUACAGCUGAAACGCCCGGCAUCUCGCAGUGCUACGAUGCUCAGGGGAAGUCGGUCGGAAAGGUAGUUGCUGAUAAAACCGGAAAUACCGUCAUCUACAACGACAAGGACGUUCCGAUCGGGACCGGGUCGGUGCGGCAGCUGGGGCCGAGGAGCUUUGAGGCCGUCAUCAGCAAAAAUCUGUUCAUCGCCAGGCUGAAAGACGCUCGAACGGCGCCCUGUUGCAAGGAGGUGAGCGGGCACGAGUGUGUGGCCCCGAUAAAGCUAGCCAACCCGCAAUUCAGCCACCCCUCCCAGCGAGAUGGGGACGGUACUGUACAUUUGACGUGGCCGGACUGCUUCGACAUGAGCAUCGACGUCACAUUGCCGCCAGGUAUCCACAUCAACAAACUGGCAAUGAAGCUCGAUGUGUCGAUUCAACCGAUCGGCAAGUUGCGCUGCAUGGACGUGGCGACGUGUGGCCGUGAAUGCUAUUAUUGCGAUUGGUGCAAGCCGUCGAGAAAGUUGAAACUCCUCGAAAACACUGAUGGGAACCUGUGCCGAGCGACUGCGGAGCGUACAUAUCGAUUGACUACCCGGAUGUGCCCGCCCCCAGAAGACCCCAACUUCACCAUGUGCUCCACGUUUACCAAAUCCGUCUGGCAAAAGGACUAUUGGCAGAAGGAGGGCGCCGUCGAUGUUUGGAUGAAAUUCUAUGAGCGAGGCCCGACAAGACCAGAGUUGGAGAAGGAAUUCUUUGCGCAAAUCGACAAUCCCCUACUUGGCAAGGCGUUCAAGCUGGCCAUCAUCGCUGAAUGGCUCGCUGCUAACUCGCUGGAUCAAGGCAGUUACACCCCCACCAACUCCGAACUGCUCGAAUACUGGGUGAGCAAGCGCGACCCGGACAGGUUGUUGGCUUGCCAGCAUGGAGUUGUUGACUAUGAAAUCGAGGGUGCCAAGGUGAAGACGAACCUCCUUUUCGAGGCGGCCACUACGGCAAAUGAUAUCCCCAACAUCUUCAAGGACAAGAAGUGCCAGAAAUUCGAGAAACUCCAGGAAGAGCGAUUCCAGAGCGAAGCCUCCGACUUCAAACGUCGUGGCGGCGGUGGGCUGCUCAGCGGGCUCGGCUCGUUUUUCCAGUCGGCCAAUGCUUUUGCCCAGGGC